AUGGAGGAACUUUGUUACAGCUUCGAGCAGGAAGACUCCAUGUCUGAAUUUCUCUUCUGGGACCAGACGGAUCCCAACGCUCAGCUGGAUUACUUCUUACUGGAGUGUUCCUCCCUGGCAGACCAGUUCUCCACCCGGCCCUCCCCUGCUUGCCCACCCUCCCUGGGGCAGCCGGCGGGCGGAGCGGCGGGGGGUGCUGAACUGGACAGCUCCCCCGGCCACAGCCACCAGCGGCGGGCAGCCAACGUCCGCGAGAGGAAGAGGAUGCUCAACAUCAACCAGGCCUUUGAUGAGCUCAGGUGCCACGUACCAACCUUCCCGUAUGAGAAGCGCCUCUCCAAAAUCGACACGCUCCGGCUGGCCAUUGCCUACAUCGCUCUCCUUGGCGAGAUUCUCCUCUCUGGAUGCCAUCCCAAAGCCUACGUGGAGCAGUGCCUGAAGAACGGGUUGCAAAGCGAACAGCAGGCAACCUGGAAUACAAGUGGUGAGUGA
Messenger RNA from Phaethon lepturus (White-tailed tropicbird), 492 nucleotides. Its product is annotated as helix-loop-helix protein 13-like. Lineage: Eukaryota; Metazoa; Chordata; Aves; Phaethontiformes; Phaethontidae. Bases 1 to 492 code for a protein of 163 amino acids. Gene Ontology annotation, biological process: developmental process; regulation of transcription by RNA polymerase II. Gene Ontology annotation, molecular function: DNA-binding transcription factor activity, RNA polymerase II-specific; protein dimerization activity; RNA polymerase II transcription regulatory region sequence-specific DNA binding. The transcript has a single exon. The record is from RefSeq and is a predicted model, not a curated record.